This is a messenger RNA of Helianthus annuus (common sunflower), 1715 nucleotides long. RefSeq names its product UDP-arabinose 4-epimerase 1. The transcript has 10 exons. The coding region runs from base 234 to 1481 and encodes 415 amino acids. Gene Ontology annotation, biological process: beta-D-galactose catabolic process via UDP-galactose, Leloir pathway. The record is from RefSeq and is a predicted model, not a curated record. Lineage: Eukaryota; Viridiplantae; Streptophyta; Magnoliopsida; Asterales; Asteraceae. Gene Ontology annotation, molecular function: UDP-glucose 4-epimerase activity. Gene Ontology annotation, cellular component: cytosol.
CGCACAAAAUCCACCCAAACACACACACAGCAGCAGCUUUAGUUUUGGUACGCAUUACAUUUUCCACGUUUCUUUCGAUUUUCUCUCAUUAAUUUUACUCAAUCACACGUGUCCUGCAUUCAUAUAUCUUCUCUUUCUCCCCACACUUUUAAACCUUCUUCAAGUACUUGCUUCUUGGUACUAUUCAUUUACUCAAUCAUCAAUCAAAAAGUAGGAAAGGAAUUCAUCUGCAAAUGCUGAAUUUUACCAGGUCAAGACCUCAGCGGCCCAACAGGCCCAAUUCUUUAGGAGGCAUGGAUUUUGUGGAUCCAGUGAAGAAAAGCGGUGUAGUAAGAAAGAUUAUUUUUGCUACAGGUCUUAUCGCGUUAUGCAUCGUUAUAAUUAAAACAUCCCCGACUUUCAGCAGCCCGAGCCCAUUUUCUCUUCAUGAAACAGGAAUUACUCAUGUCUUAGUAACGGGAGGUGCUGGCUAUAUCGGUUCUCAUGCUUCACUACGCCUUCUAAAAGACUCUUAUCGUGUCACAAUUGUGGACAAUCUCUCACGCGGAAACCUAGGAGCAGUCAAAGUUCUUCAAGACAUGUUUCCCGAACCCGGCAGACUUCAGUUCAUUUAUGCGGACUUGGGUGAUCCAAAAGCCGUAAACAAAAUCUUCUCGGAAAAUGCAUUUGAUGCAGUGAUGCACUUUGCAGCAGUUGCAUAUGUUGGUGAGAGUACCCUUGAUCCGCUAAAAUAUUAUCACAAUAUUACAUCAAAUACCAUGGUCGUAUUAGAGGCUAUGGCAGCCCAUAAUGUGAAUACGUUGAUAUACUCUAGUACAUGUGCAACAUACGGGGAGCCUGAUAAGAUGCCCAUUACCGAAGAAACCCCUCAGAACCCAAUUAACCCGUAUGGAAAAGCCAAGAAGAUGGCAGAAGAUAUUAUCCUGGAUUUCCAUAAAACCUCGGACAUGGCGGUCAUGGUCUUAAGAUACUUCAAUGUGAUUGGCUCAGAUCCAGAUGGAAGGUUAGGAGAAGCACCAAGACCAGAAUUACGUGAACAUGGACGGAUAUCUGCCGCAUGUUUUGACGCCGCUCGUGGGAUUACAAAAGGUCUUAAGGUUCGAGGAACAGACUAUAAAACUGCAGAUGGAACAUGCAUACGUGACUACAUCGAUGUAACUGAUCUAGUAGAUGCUCAUGUAAAAGCUCUCCAGAAAGCACAACCUGGGGAAGUUGGAAUAUACAACGUUGGUACAGGACGAGGAAGAUCGGUUAGAGAGUUUGUCGAAGCUUGUAAGAGGGCAACGGGGGUGUCUAUAGAUGUCGAAUAUUUGCCACGCCGUCCUGGUGACUAUGCUGAGGUGUACAGUGACCCAUCAAAAAUACUUCGUGAACUUAAUUGGUCAGCAAAAUACACAGAUUUGGAAAAGAGUUUACAGGUUGCCUGGAAAUGGCAAAAGUUGCAUCAUAAUGGAUAUGGGCCCACAAAGACUUCUUUCUAGAAGUUACUACCAAUCCCAAAAAAGAAAUUUUACCUAUACACACACAUUCUAUUUUUCUUCAAGAACUAAAGGGUCUUUGGGGGUAUUGUUGUGGGUACUUGAAUUUUAUGCAUUAAGGGUUGUUUGUAUAUGUCUACUUUGGGAAAAGGGCUAGAGGGUUGAAGCAGUUUACUGUAUGAGAGAGCAACCCAUAAACAAGAGAUCUCAAUAAUACAAUAUGGUUCUUUAUUUUUA